Molecule: messenger RNA, 396 nt
Organism: Medioppia subpectinata
Lineage: Eukaryota; Metazoa; Arthropoda; Arachnida; Sarcoptiformes; Oppiidae
Source: the annotation of a GenBank genome assembly
AUGGUUAAAGGGAUGGUUGAGAAGCGGUUUAAUAUUAGCGAUAGUUUUGAUGAGAUUAAUAAUAAUGCAAAAUAUUUGCAUAAGUUUUAUGCGAGUAUUGAAUCCAAUAUACGGCCCGUAAAACACAAACUGAAGGCAUCGGCGCUUCAAUUCAUGUAUUCAAUGGAUAUAACAUCUGAUUGUUUGGACUCAUUGUUCAAAUGGUUUGAAGCCUUACAGCGAAAUGAGUUGUGGGCCUAUCAAAUAUUUGAUUCAAUGGGAAAACUCCCGUCGGGUCUAUCGGAUGGCGUUAUCACGAGUUUUGGUGAUUACGACCAGUGCUUAGCCGUUAAAAGCGGUCCACAAAUGAAUACCAAAACAAUUUAUGGCAAAUACUGUUUAGUAAAGCCAUUUUAG